Molecule: messenger RNA, 924 nt
Organism: Chrysemys picta bellii (western painted turtle)
Lineage: Eukaryota; Metazoa; Chordata; Testudines; Emydidae
Source: RefSeq, a predicted model, not a curated record
AUGGAACCAAAUGAAAUUGAGGAGCACUUAGAUGCAGCUGAAAUACUGGGGAGAGUAAAGGUCCGCACCCGUAUUUACAACCGCAAAGUGAAGGGCAUGGUAGCAUUAUGUACACACUCCAAGGAAACAGAUCUUGAUAAAGUGCCCAAAGAGGUGCAAGUAGAAGGUAUUCCUUGGACAAUUCUUGGGGCAGAGCAGUCCCGUCCUAGUGUGCCUGUGUCACUUGAGGUGGAUUCUUUAAUGCAGAAAUUGCAAGCUCUGAAAGCGGAUGAGAAGCGGACAAGAGAAGAAUUAAUUUUGGCAUUAGGAGGGGCUCCAACACCUAGAGCACCCAGCCUGGUGGGAUGGGCCAAAGAGCUGGGAAACACUCUCAAAGAUGCAUUGAGGCCGGUAUAUGAAAGUGCUCCAUACAAGCGGUUACGUUCAUUCUCGGGGGUGUCACCUGUACCCCCAGGGGAGGAGGAUUACGAGACCUGGAGGGAUUUUACGGUGCCACUUGUCCAAGAGUGGGAAUGCUCUGAUGCUGAGAAGCAGAAACAUGAGCUUGAGAGUCUGAGGGGACCUGCCAUGCAAAUUAUCCAAGCCCUGAAAGACUCACAACCAGCUGCCACAGUGCAAGACUAUUUAACUGCUCUUGAGAGUGUCUACGGUACUACUGAUAGCAAUGAAGGCCUGUAUUAUCAGUUCUGCCAUACCUAUCAGGAGCCCCACGAACGAUUGUCGGAUUUCAUCAGGAGACUAGAGGAUUUGCUACAGCAGAUGAUUGAACAAAAGAUGGAAGCUGUGUACCUCUGCAUGGGUAGCAUAGAUCAGAUAGAGCACAACAUUCCCUGCUACAUUACAGAGACCAUGAAUGAAAUCCUGGGGAAACAGAUCCUAAAGAAGACUUGGAUCACAGAGAAGAUUAUUGAAUUAUCUGAUUAA